Messenger RNA from Drosophila busckii, 1116 nucleotides. It is a transcript of the gene Gr39b, whose product is annotated as putative gustatory receptor 39b. The coding region runs from base 1 to 1116 and encodes 371 amino acids. Lineage: Eukaryota; Metazoa; Arthropoda; Insecta; Diptera; Drosophilidae. The transcript is spliced from 4 exons. Gene Ontology annotation, cellular component: dendrite; neuronal cell body; membrane. The record is from RefSeq and is a predicted model, not a curated record. Gene Ontology annotation, biological process: sensory perception of taste.
AUGCUGUACGCGCUGCAACGUUAUCUGCGAUGCUUUGCUAUACUGGGGCUGGUGCCUUGGGCGGAGCAGCGUCUGCAGCAGCGACUGCAAAAGAUUUAUACGAUUGCGUUGAUAGCGCUGCACAUAGGCGUGGCAUUCUAUAUUGUAGUGCAGGAUCCGCCAGAGGAGGAUCUGCUAGUUUCUAUGCUCGUCAGUUGCAUUGUGUUCAUUACACAAAUUGUCACCAUGUCAGUUAUUGAGCUGCAGGCAAUGUGUCAAUAUGGACGCUACUACGCUUUGUGUUUGCAGUUCAAGUGUUUGCGGCUUCGCUUUCAGUGCGAACUGCAGCAGACGCUGAAGCAUUUGGGUUGGCCAAGUUAUGUAAAAUUCUUUGCGCUGGCGCUGCUCAAUGUGCUGAGCAUUGUGCCUUCGAUUUAUGUUGUGCAGCACAUUGACUACAUUGGCUACUUCUGGUACUCGCUGGGCUCCGUGCUCAUCAUUCGCUUUCAGUGUCUGCUGCUGCUCGUUUAUGUGGAGCUGCUGGGCUAUCAUGUGGAGCAGCUGCAGCUGCGUCUGCAGGCUGUGCUCAAUUGCCGGCAGUCCAACAGCGCACUGGACGCCAAGUAUGAGCAGCUCUGCUCCUUGGAGUAUCUGCUGAGCUGCAAGCGCGCCUAUAUGGAGCUGUAUCUGCUGUUUGGGCAGUUCAAUGGGCUGUAUGGCUGGUCCAUUGUGUGCAUCUUUGUGGUAAUGUUCUUGGACAGCAUGGUGAACAUCUAUUGGACGCUGCUAGUGCUGGCCGAUAUCUACUCGUUUGUCUUUAUCUACAUGACCAUAUCGACGUUUGUGCCGCUGCUCGUGCUGCUCUUUGCCUUUUGUCGCGCUGGCGAGUACUGCAGGCGUCAGCACAUGCACAUUGGCAGCCAUGUGCGCGCCUUGGCCUGCACUUCGCAGCGGCUUAGAGAGCCCGCUAUACACGCUUAUAACUCGGUGCUUGCCGAGUUCACCAUGCAGGUGGAGCAGGAUGCGCUUGCUAUAAGCGCUGAAGGCUUUAUGGACAUUGACUACAGUCUGCUCAUGUCGAUUUUUACAGCUAUGGUCACUUAUCUCAUUGUGCUAAUGCAAUUUGGUUCAAUCUAG